CACUAGUAGUAGGCUUCGUUUGUGUUUCGGCCUGUCAAUUUCUGUCAAACGGAAAAUGGCAGCGACGAGUGUUGUCGUUCUUGAUAGGGGCAACAAUACAACUUGUACCGUAAAUCUUUUCGGAGCUACGGUAGUAUCAUGGAGAGUUAAUAAUCAAGAACAGUUAUUUGUAAGUAAACAAGCCGUCUUUGAUGGCAAAAGAGCGAUACGGGGAGGAAUACCGUUUGUAUUUCCUCAGUUCGGGCAAUGGGCGUUCGGCCCCCAGCACGGGUUCGCGCGCAUCGCUCGCUGGAACGUGGAGAAGAUGCCCGAGCGGCUGCCCAGCGGCGACGUGGAGGCCGUCUUCAGCCUCAUGGACAGCGACUUCACCAGGUCCAUGUGGCACUUCCAAUUCCGCCUGACCUACCGACUAAUUCUCCGCGAGAAGGAGCUGCACUUCAACAUCGGCGUGUACAACCCGAGCAAGGAGCUGCCGUUCUCGUGCCAGCUGCUGCUGCACACGUACUUCAAGGUGCCGGACGUGCGCCGCUGCCAGCUCACCGGCAUGCACGGCUGCAUGUUCAUUGAUAAGACGCGCGACGGCGCCGUGUACCAGGAGACGCGCGAGGUGGUCACCAUCAACGAGUGGACGGACCGCAUCUACCAGAACACGAUGCAGGAGCACAUCAUCACUAAUGUAGUGAGCGGCAGGAAGAUGCGGAUACAGAAGUACAACUUUCCGGAUACCGUGAUCUGGAACCCGUGGUCCGAGUUCGCGAAAGAGAUCCCCGACUUCGGAGACGACGAGUUCCCCAACAUGGUGUGUGUGGAGGCGGGCCGCGUGGCCGCGCCCAUCGUGCUGCUGCCCGGCACCGCCUUCGAGGCCAGCCAGAUACUGCAGGUGAUGUAAGUUGAAAUGGGCGCCAAGAAACGUAAACAGCCGUCCACAGAUGCGAUGUCAAUUCAACAUCCAUUCCAAGACAAUAUGUUGGCAGGAGCCUACUGCAAAGCAAUCUUUAAAAGUAUCCAUAAUAAUAACCAUAUUACUCUCCAGUUUAAUUGAAUAAUUGCCACGAUAUUUACAAAGUAAGCAUUUUGAAUACAAACGUUAAGACUAAUUAUAGUACUCGCUCAAUUCAAUACAGACGACUAUAUUACUUUUAGCAUAUUACAGUACUUUUUUUUUUUAAUGGGCUCCGGUCGCAACCUGACUAUAUCAUUCCGUUGUUGUAUAAUAAUAAUAUAAUUAGUACAUAACUAAUUACAAUGCUAUGAGUAGGAUAGAUUUUUUUUAUAAUAAAAGGCAGAUCUUCAAAAGUGUAAGCACUUAAAAACAUGAUCCGAUUUAGACCGGUUCUUCAUCAGAAAGUAGGCAAUUAAUCCUAGAUAUCAUAAUUUUAAAUGAAAAAUGUCUAUUUUAGAAAUUUAGACAAACUGAAGAAUAAUCUAGGAAAAAGAAAACAAUAAGACCACAAAAACUAAUACCUAAUCCUGUAUCAAUAAAUGGUCGCAGAAUAAGGAAACAUUUUUUGAAGAUCUGUUAUUGAUAAUAUCAACAAUUAGUUCGAUUAAUGGGUAAUAGUGGUAGUAAGAGUUAGGCUGCUUUGUACAAUUCUACACUGAAGGCAGCUAGAACACCAAUUUAUUUUAUAAACGGUUGUUAAUUUAAUCACAUUCAGUAAUAGUGAGAAAUCGUUUUAAAUCCAUGACCCAAAACAGUCUCAAUAUUUCUCACUGCUACUGUCUGUACUGUGGUAUUCUUACUUUAUUCUGACACUAAUCUUGCCAGUUGUACGUUUACAUUCUUUCCAUUAUUAUGUUUUAUAAUUAUUACGAUAAUGCUCAUGCACAAAUUAUUUCAUAAGUUGAUUAUUUUGGCUUCGGUUGUAUUUAUAGUGAGCGACAAAAGUUGUUUUACUCUUUAUACCAAUCACUAUCACGUGAAAAGCCAACAAAUUUUGCAAACGGUGCCAAUUCAGUGGAGUGAUACUUUAAUCGUGUUUUUAUAUUUGGUCGGAGUACUUUUAAGGUACCUACUAUUUUCUGUCUUCCAAAAUUGAAUCUUGUUCUUAUUAUUCUGUUAUUUCCUUGUUGUUUUUAAUUCGGCACUGCUUUUGAAAUUAUAUACACUUCAUUCGUUAUUUCCAAAAAUAAACUGAUAAAGAUUUGCUCACUAUAACAUAAUAAUGUAGGUAUUUUAUAUAACCUGUGACUAUGUGUUAGUUUAUCCCUAGAUCUGCUCUUAGAAAUAUCUAACUGCCAGUUUCUAUAACUAUCUAUCUAUAACUGGUAGUUACUUUCAUACGAUUUUGACAGAUUGUUACUUUUGAUUAUGUCAAAAUCGUAUGAAAGUAACUGCCAGUUAUGGAUAGAUAGAGAUAUAGAAACUGUCCGUAAGAAAAAGUUGCACAUAGUCCAAUGUGUUGCAAUGCAAUGGAUUGCAAUAUUAAUUCGGAUUGAAGAUUUUCUAGGUACCUACUUAUAUGAUCUUUCUCAGUACCUAUGUAUGUAAUGUCAUUGCCCUGACAAUAUUGUAGUGGCGUGAGGCCGGCCACCGUAACUCAUUUUUGUACCGUAGACUGUAUAUUUAAGUAUCACAUACGAAAGUAAAGUUUUGUAGAUAAUCAGCAUCAUGAAAUGCCGUCACAACUUUGUACAAAUUUAAGUGAUUUUUUUAAACAUAAUUUUGUUUUUAUUUUGUAUCGACUUUUGAUGUGAAACAUUUUGGAGGCUUAUGAAGUAUACGAUGACUAAUGUAAGAAUAUGUACUUAGAUAUAACGAGUUCCUUCUUUCAAUAUGAUAUAAUUGGGUAUUUUAUAUAAUUUAGGUAGUUUCAGACAUCGAAGAUGCAUGUUGUAUUUGUAUUUUACAAUUGUAAGUUGCAAAGAUGUGAUUCUUUGUAUUUUUAUGUAUAAUCUCCACUUUAAACAGGUAGUUAUAUGUAAGAAGGAAAGGACAAACUCAAUGUAAACUAACACGUAUGUAACGCAGCAUCGAAAAUCGACAACGAAGUGUACUUCCAUAGGUGCAAUAAACAGAAAUAAUAAAUCAA
Messenger RNA from Plutella xylostella (diamondback moth), 3032 nucleotides. RefSeq lists its product as uncharacterized. The record is from RefSeq and is a predicted model, not a curated record. Gene Ontology annotation, molecular function: carbohydrate binding; glucose-6-phosphate 1-epimerase activity. Gene Ontology annotation, biological process: carbohydrate metabolic process. Lineage: Eukaryota; Metazoa; Arthropoda; Insecta; Lepidoptera; Plutellidae. Gene Ontology annotation, cellular component: cytoplasm.